CCGGCGCCACCUCGGGCCGGCGGUCCUCCGCGGGAGGGAGCGAGGCGGCGGGCGGGCGGCUGACGGGGGCGGCCGGCGGUCCUGCGCGCUCGGCGGCGGCAUCUCCAUGGGACUGGCCCGCGGCGCCGGUGCGCUCUAAGGGAGACGGCGAAUUCUGUGUUCAUCAGAACUUUUCCACUGCUGCACCGAGGGCACGCCCUUCCUCCGGGGGGCUUGGGAUCCCGGAGAAUUGCCUUUGUGAAAAGCUGGCAAUAAUUUCUUUAAAUUCCGUCUCUUAGUUUUCCACUUUGUUACGUUUCAGAGGAACAUCAAGAAACCAUGAACAGCUUUAGUAAUGCAGAGUUUGACUGCCAUUUCCUCGAUGAAGGCUUUACUGCCAAGGACAUUCUGGACCAAAAAAUCAAUGAAGUUUCCUCUUCUGAUGAUAAGGAUGCCUUCUAUGUCGCGGAUCUGGGAGAUAUUCUAAAGAAACAUCUGAGAUGGUUAAAAGCUCUUCCUCGGGUCACCCCCUUUUACGCAGUUAAAUGCAAUGAUAGCAGAACCAUAGUGAAGACCCUAGCUGCCAUUGGGACAGGAUUCGACUGUGCCAGCAAGACUGAAAUCCAACUGGUGCAGAGUCUCGGGGUGCCUCCGGAGAGGAUCAUCUAUGCAAAUCCUUGUAAACAAGUGUCUCAGAUUAAGUAUGCUGCCAAUAACGGAGUCCAGAUGAUGACUUUCGACAGUGAAGUGGAGUUGAUGAAAGUUGCCAGAGCUCACCCAAAGGCAAAGUUGGUUUUGCGGAUUGCCACCGAUGAUUCCAAGGCAGUCUGUCGCCUCAGUGUUAAAUUUGGUGCCACACUCAAAACCAGCAGGCUUCUUUUGGAACGGGCGAGGGAGCUAAAUAUUGAUGUCAUCGGUGUCAGCUUCCACGUGGGAAGUGGCUGUACCGAUCCCGAGACCUUCGUGCAGGCCAUCUCUGACGCCCGCUGUGUCUUUGACAUGGGGGCUGAGGUUGGUUUCAACAUGUGUCUGCUCGAUAUCGGUGGCGGCUUUCCUGGGUCUGAGGAUGUAAAGCUUAAAUUUGAAGAGAUCACCGGUGUUAUCAACCCCGCCCUGGACAAGUACUUCCCGGCAGACUCGGGGGUGCGAGUCAUAGCUGAGCCCGGCAGAUACUACGUCGCGUCCGCUUUCACGCUUGCAGUUAAUAUCAUUGCCAAAAAGCUCGUAGUAAAGGAACAGACGGGCUCUGAUGAUGAAGAUGAAUCGAGUGAACAAACCUUUAUGUAUUACGUGAACGAUGGAGUGUAUGGAUCAUUUAAUUGCAUCCUUUAUGAUCAUGCACACGUGAAGCCCCUUUUGCAGAAGAGACCCAAACCAGAUGAGAAAUACUACUCAACCAGCAUAUGGGGACCAACGUGUGACGGCCUUGAUCGCAUCGUUGAGCGCUGUGACUUGCCCGAGAUGCACGUGGGCGAUUGGAUGCUCUUUGAAAACAUGGGUGCUUACACUGUUGCUGCUGCUUCUACUUUCAACGGGUUCCAGAGGCCAACCAUCUACUACGUGAUGUCGGGGCCGACAUGGCAACGGAUGCAGCAGAUCCAGAACCACGACUUCCCGCCCGAAGCGGAGGAGCAGGAUGCGAGCGCGCUGCCGGUGUCCUGCGCCUGGGAGAGUGGGAUGAAGCGCCCCCCGGCCGCCUGCGCCUCGGCCAGCAUUAACGUGUAGGUGCUGCUCCUGGAGCCGCUCACUCGGGAGUUUAGCUUGAAUUCUGGGACUGGGGGGGGACCGUCUAACUUAAUUACCGCUAGUUUCGAAAUGUCUUUGCAAGUAGGGUUGGCACGGAUGCAACAAUACGGAAGACUAGGAGUUGGGGUCACUUAUCUGUGUUCCUAUGGAAACUAUUUGAAUAUUUGUUUUAUACGGAUUUUUAUUCACUUUUCAAACAUGCUACUAAAGAGUGCCCCUCAGCUGCUGAGCAAGCGUUUGUAGCUUGUGCGUCGGCAGAACGGGCCGAAAGCUUAGUGCUGUGACCGGUUUUAAAAAUAAAGUAUCUUGAAAUAA
Messenger RNA from Acinonyx jubatus (cheetah), 2040 nucleotides. RefSeq names its product ornithine decarboxylase 1 (gene ODC1). The transcript has 12 exons. Gene Ontology annotation, cellular component: cytoplasm. NCBI's taxonomy places the organism in Eukaryota, Metazoa, Chordata, Mammalia, Carnivora, Felidae. Bases 319 to 1704 code for a protein of 461 amino acids. The record is from RefSeq and is a predicted model, not a curated record. Gene Ontology annotation, molecular function: ornithine decarboxylase activity.